GCCUGUUGCUGAGGGUAUGCAGACUACCCAUCCCAGCGUCACCGCUGAUGGCAACCGUCCGCCAAUCGGAUCUCAACUAGAUCCGACGAAGGACGCGCUGCCAACAAAAUGAGCAGCAUACGCUGCGUUCAGGUGAACCUCCAUCACGCAAAGGGCGCCUCUGGUGUUCUUUGCCGGAGGUUCACCAAGGAUCAGCUAUCCGUGGCGCUGAUCCAGGAACCAUGGGUCCACGACACCAGGAUCCUUGGCUUAGCCAACACAAACAAGUUCAUCCAACGGGAUUUGGUUGCCAUUGCGGUGGAAGUCCCGACAACCAACGGCACUCAAGAAGUGGUUGUUGCCUCCGCUUACUUCCCGGGGGACGAGGACGAUAUACCGCCAUCCGAAGUCGCAGCACUUGUGCGAUACUGCCGAAGCAUCAACAAGCCACUCAUCGUCGGCUGCGAUGCCAACGCGCAUCACACAGUCUGGGGCAGCUCGGAUGUCAACACUCGAGCAAUCUCCGGUUCGAACGUCGAAGAGUUACAGAGCCUCGAAUCCAGACGCAUAACGUGA
Wyeomyia smithii (pitcher-plant mosquito) is the source of this 555-nucleotide messenger RNA. RefSeq lists its product as uncharacterized. Gene Ontology annotation, molecular function: catalytic activity. The coding region runs from base 109 to 555 and encodes 148 amino acids. The transcript is spliced from 3 exons. The record is from RefSeq and is a predicted model, not a curated record. Lineage: Eukaryota; Metazoa; Arthropoda; Insecta; Diptera; Culicidae.